Vigna radiata var. radiata (mung bean) is the source of this 887-nucleotide messenger RNA. Its product is annotated as dehydration-responsive element-binding protein 1E. Gene Ontology annotation, molecular function: DNA binding; DNA-binding transcription factor activity. Bases 46 to 672 code for a protein of 208 amino acids. Gene Ontology annotation, biological process: regulation of DNA-templated transcription. The record is from RefSeq and is a predicted model, not a curated record. The transcript has a single exon. Lineage: Eukaryota; Viridiplantae; Streptophyta; Magnoliopsida; Fabales; Fabaceae.
CACAAACUCAAACUCAAAAUCCAGACACUUGAACAGAACAACCCCAUGGAACACGACUCAGAAGCAUCAUGCGAAACAGGUUCUCCGACAACAGUUCAGAGUAGUGGGUAUUCAGACGAGGAAGUGAUACUCGCAUCGUCGCGGCCGAAGAAGCGAGCUGGGAGAAGAGUGUUCAAGGAGACUAGGCACCCCGUGUACCGGGGAGUGCGACGGAGGAAUAACAACAAGUGGGUCUGCGAGAUGCGAGUUCCCAACAACAAUUCACGGAUUUGGCUCGGCACCUACCCCACGCCGGAAAUGGCUGCGCGGGCGCACGACGUUGCGGCCCUCGCGCUCCGGGGAAAGUCCGCCUGCCUCAAUUUCGCCGACUCCGUGUGGCGGCUGGCGGUGCCUGACAGCACAGACGCGGAGGAGAUACGGCGAGCGGCGGUGGAGGCUGCGGAGGCAUUUAUGGGUGAGGAUGUUAGCCAACAGCAGAGGAAUGAAGGAAUUGAAGAGCCCCCGCGACUGCAACAAGAAGAGAUGUCGGAAGUUGAAGAGUUGCAUGAUUUGCUUCUGCGAAUUGCGAAUGAGCCUUUGAUGUCUCCUCCUCCUUGUGUGAGAGAUGGUAGGGAGUGGAAUGACGUGGAGAUAUUUGAUGCUGAGGUUUCGCUGUGGAGCUUUUCAAUUUGACGCGUACCUACUACACCACACUUGGAUCAACUCCAUUAAUGAAGGAUAGUAGUACCUUUUUGGAGUAUGAUUGGAAAAGAGAGCUCCUUUUUCUCUCUGCAAUUUGUGCAUACCAAGUUUCUAGUUGCCACUCGAUUUUGUUUAGGGAACAUAUGUAGUUGUAUUCUAUACACUUGUCUGUGUUGUGAUUUUAAUCACAAGUAUAAGCUGCAGUA